Molecule: messenger RNA, 8509 nt
Organism: Helicoverpa armigera (cotton bollworm)
Lineage: Eukaryota; Metazoa; Arthropoda; Insecta; Lepidoptera; Noctuidae
Gene: PKD
Product: serine/threonine-protein kinase D2
Exons: 17
Coding region: 525-3839 (1104 amino acids)
Biological process (GO): protein phosphorylation
Molecular function (GO): protein kinase activity; ATP binding
Source: RefSeq, a predicted model, not a curated record
AUGAAUGAAAGUUACGUACAGUCCUACAGUCGUGUUUGUUAGGUACUUGGUGUCUUGUUGUACGAGCCUCAAGUACGCAUGUGUGUGUUGUGCACGCUUUUCUCAGUUCAAAAACUUUCAUUGGAUUCUUAUUGAUCGUGGACGUAAAAUAAGCCAACUAAGGCAUAAUUAUCAGUAAAAUGUUAGUGUAAUUUUGAAUAGUGGUGUAUUAUAAUGCAUUUAAAAAAAACCCGAAAGUCGAGAAAAAACAUAUUUUUAUCGCAUAAGUGAAUUUCUGUGCCAAGUUUCCGAACGUAACUAAUGUCAGUCAAGUCAAGUAAAAUGUGACGGGUGCCCCAUGUUUUGCCUUUUGUAAUUUACUUGUUGAUUUUAUUAUAAGAAUUUAAUGAGAAUUUAGUGAACAAUUGUUAUAUCACAGCGAGGACAGCUAUGUUAUAGUUUUACAAGUGAACACAGUGUUGGCAAGUCGACGUAACGCUUUCACGGCCGCCGAUUGUUCAGGGUAGCGGCGGUGGGUGGGCGCGAUGGAGGACGACGUGACGUUCCUGUUCCAGCUGGGCGUGGUGCGCGACGCGGUGGCUGCGCCCGCGCACCUGCUCACGCUCGCGCACCUCAAGGACCUCGCCGUCAAGUUCGUGCAUGACAAGAUACCAGACAACGGCCUAAACCGUCUCUCAGACCGGAUCCUGCUGUUCCGUCACGACUACUGCUCGCCCAACGUGCUGCAGCUGAUCAACUCCGCCUCUGACGUCACGGACGAGACGCUCGUCGAGAUCGUGCUCACCGCCAACCGUGAGUAUGGAUCGUUGCUAUGCGAUGGCGGCGCGGAGGCUGCGCCGGCGCCGCGGCCGCACGCGCUGGCCGUGCACUCGUACAAGGCGCCCACCUUCUGCGACUUCUGCGGGGAAAUGCUGUUCGGAUUAGUGAGACAGGGGCUCAAGUGUGAAGGAUGCGGCCUAAACUACCACAAGCGGUGCGCAGUAAAGGUCCCCUCAAAUUGCACUUCCCCGGUGACGCCGGGCGCGGCCGGCGCCGGCGGGCGGCGCGUGUCCGGCAACACGAGCGCCGGCGGCACCGGGGGGCGCAGUCCCUCGCGCGGGUCUACCGCCAGCCACACCUCGCACGACGACUCGCUGGUAAGCGGCAAGCAGUCCCGCUCAGCAUCCCGCGCGGGCUCGCUGGGCUGGGCGCUGGCCAUCCCGCACACGUUCGAGGUGCACUCGUACACGCGGCCCACGGUGUGCCGCCACUGCAAGCGCCUGCUGCGCGGCCUGUUCAAGCAGGGCCUGCAGUGCCGCGACUGCCACUACAACGCGCACCGCAAGUGUCUGCCCUUCGUGCCCAAGGACUGUGGCGCUGAGAUACGGGAUCCGCACAGCGAGUACCAGGACAGCUGCAGCACGGGCAGCGAGCUGUCGGAGACGGCGCGGCUGCCGGACGACGAGUCCGACGACGGCGGCAACGAGGCCGCCGAGAGCGCCGCCGGGGAUGAUGGAGAGGUAAACACUAACUAUAACACAGGCGAGUACCAGGACAGCUGCAGCACGGGCAGCGAGCUGUCGGAGACGGCGCGGCUGCCGGACGACGAGUCCGACGACGGCGGCAACGAGGCCGCCGAGAGCGCCGCCGGGGAUGAUGGAGAGGUAAACACUAACUAUAACACAGGCGAGUACCAGGACAGCUGCAGCACGGGCAGCGAGCUGUCGGAGACAGCGCGGCUGCCGGACGACGAGUCCGACGACGGCGGCAACGAGGCCGCCGAGAGCGCCGCCGGGGAUGAUGGAGAGGUAAACACUAACUAUAACACAGGCGAGUACCAGGACAGCUGCAGCACGGGCAGCGAGCUGUCGGAGACAGCGCGGCUGCCGGACGACGAGUCCGACGACGGCGGCAACGAGGCCGCCGAGAGCGCCGCCGGGGAUGAUGGAGAGGUAAACACUAACUAUAACACAGGCGAGUACCAGGACAGCUGCAGCACGGGCAGCGAGCUGUCGGAGACGGCGCGGCUGCCGGACGACGAGUCCGACGACGGCGGCAACGAGGCCGCCGAGAGCGCCGCCGGGGAUGAUGGAGAGGUAAACACUAACUAUAACACAGGCGAGUACCAGGACAGCUGCAGCACGGGCAGCGAGCUGUCGGAGACGGCGCGGCUGCCGGACGACGAGUCCGACGACGGCGGCAACGAGGCCGCCGAGAGCGCCGCCGGGGAUGAUGGAGAGGUAAACACUAACUAUAACACAGGCGAGUACCAGGACAGCUGCAGCACGGGCAGCGAGCUGUCGGAGACGGCGCGGCUGCCGGACGACGAGUCCGACGACGGCGGCAACGAGGCCGCCGAGAGCGCCGCCGGGGAUGAUGGAGAGGUGGAGCUGCGUCAUCGCGAGGAGCCCCCGCAGCGCGACACGGCGGCCGAGCGCUCCGCCAGCCGCCCCAGCAGCUCGUCGUCUUCCCCCAGCGCGAACAUCCCACUCAUGCGCAUCGUGCAGUCCGUCAAGCACACCAAGAAGAGAGACGGACAGUGGCUCAAGGAGGGAUGGCUUGUGCACUUCACUAAUAAGGAUAAAACUUUACGUCGUCACUACUGGCGACUGGACAGCAAGUCGAUCACCCUGUUCACGUCGGAGCAGGGCAGCAAGUACUACAAGGAGAUACCGCUCAACGAGAUCCUCGCCAUCGAUACUGCCAGGCAGCCGCAUGCCGGGAUAGACGUGAUGCACUGCUUCGAAGUCCGCACGGCGAACGUGGACUACCUGGUAGGAGUAGAGGAGGCGUGUGCCGCCCCGCGCGACUCCGGGCUGGGGGCACAUGCUGCCAGGUCCUGGGAGACUGCGCUCAGGCAUGCGCUCAUGCCGGUCACACAUCAUACUGCGGAGUCUCGAGGCAUGGCGGCUGAGGCGGAGGGCGGGGGCGCGGGCGGCGAGGGCGAGGCGCGCGUCACGGACAUGGCGCAGCUCUACCAGAUCUACCCCGACGAGGUGCUGGGCUCGGGGCAGUUCGGCAUCGUGUACGGCGGCCUGCAUCGACGCUCCAAGAGACCCGUCGCUAUCAAGGUGAUAGACAAGCUCCGCUUCCCAACCAAACAAGAAGCCCAGCUGAAGAACGAAGUAGCCAUCCUGCAGAACCUGUCACACCCAGGAGUGGUCAACCUGGAGAGGAUGUUCGAGACGCCCGAGAGGAUCUUCGUGGUCAUGGAGAAGCUCAAGGGAGACAUGCUCGAGAUGAUACUGUCGCAUGAGAACGGGAGACUGACCGAGAGGAUUACCAAGUUCUUGGUGGCACAGAUCUUGGUAGCCCUAAAGCACCUGCACGAGAAGAACAUAGUGCACUGCGACCUGAAGCCGGAGAACGUGCUGCUGUCCACGGACGAGGAGUUCCCGCAGGUCAAGCUCUGCGACUUCGGCUUCGCCAGGAUCAUCGGGGAGAAGUCAUUCAGGCGGUCCGUUGUUGGCACUCCUGCUUAUCUUGCCCCGGAAGUGCUGCGCAACAAGGGCUACAACCGUUCGCUGGACAUGUGGUCGGUGGGCGUCAUCAUCUACGUGUCGCUGUCGGGCACCUUCCCCUUCAACGAGGACGAGGACAUCAACGAGCAGAUACAGAACGCCGCCUUCAUGUACCCGCCCACGCCCUGGCGGGAGAUCUCCGCUGAGGCGAUCGACCUAAUCAACAACCUGCUACAAGUGAAGCAGCGCAAGCGCCUGUCAGUGGACAAGUCAGUGUCUCACGCGUGGCUGCAGACGCGGACCGCGUGGCUCGACCUGCGGGCACUCGAAGCAAGGGUGGGCACGCGCUACCUCACGCAUCCCAGUGAUGAUAGUCGGUGGCAGAUGGCUGAGCGCUGACAUACUCCCACGCAUGAUAGCAGCCCGGCUGGCAGCAGCACUAACGAUGUGACUGCCCCAGCAUGCUGCAGCAGCGGUCCGCCCGCGCCCCCCGCACCUCUCACGCCCUCCCUGCUGCACCACGUGCGACGAGUGCUAACCAACCUCAAACAAGCUGUCUAUAUACGCACUACGUUCUACAAGAACAAGAUCAUAUACUGCGCCGCCGCUCGACUCAGUUCAGACUCGCCGCAAUACGUCAGACGCGGUCUGUCACGGUGUCAGACUUGAAUAUAAGUCACUCUGGUGUGGUUAAUUACAAAUAUUGUUAAUUUUAGUGUAAGAAUGAUUGCACUGGAAGUUUCGACUCUUAAGUACAUUGAAUAUUUAAAGAAAAUACGGGAUGAGUAUUUGAAAUAGGAUUAAAGUGAGAAAAAAUGUUUUAACACUAAACUUAUAAUCAACAUGAUUAUGAAAAUGUUAUCUUUGUCACUGUAUUCGUAUUUCAAAUACUCGUCCUGUAUAAGCAUUUGUAAUAUCGACAUGGGUGGAAUGGUUACAUAGUUAAGAUGUAUUUUAUAUUUUAAAUCAUUAAAUUAAAUGAAAAGAGAGAAAGCGAGCAAAUAAAGCAAAAUGUUUAACACUUGACAAACUACUACUGUCACAAAGCCUACCAUGUCAAGGUACCCCAAUGGUUGUCUAGUAACUGCAUUCCUACAUAGCGAAAUAUUUUUAAACAAAACUUUAUUGUUUUUACUUUUACUUAGCUAUUUUUUUAUUUAUUUUUGUUUACACAUUACGUAGUUUAAAUUAAAAUUAUUAACAUUUGCGUUGAUGUGUUGUGAACAAAUAUUAUUUUAAGUUAAUUAUUUUUAAGUGUUACGAAGAGAGAGGGCUUUUGCCUAAUAUUUUUAUGUCACAAAUAGAUAUGCUAGAGAAGUUUACCUGCCUGGGUAAUGUAACAUAAGUAAUCAAACAAAAGUACAUUUUACAAACACAGCGUUUAUUUUAAUAUACAUUUACAUGAAUAGUGUAACGAUCAUCAAACUCUUAGCAAUUGAGUAGACAUUCUUCUUGUAUUAAAGUACCUACCUAUAAUUAAUUUAAGGCUAACUAGAGCUGGCUUUUCCUUAGGCCCAGGAUCUACUAAAGAGAACCUGAGAAGUUUUUCAACCACCAAUAGAAUUUCCAGCAGACAAGAGAUGAUGGAAUUCUAUUGGUUGCUUAAAAACUCCAGUCCGCUCCACUUUGGUGGAGUCUGUGCCUAACCGUGGGUUCAGCCUAACUGUUUCUAACUCACUUCUUAAUGUUAAGCGAACUCCUAGUCUAUAAGGAUUUUAACUCUAUCUUCUAAGUUAUGAACUAAACUAUUGUUAGUACAUUGAUUUUGUAGACUAUACUACGUGAACGCUAGAUUUUAACCUAUUACAUGAACAAGAUAGAACAAAUGCAUAGAAAGAUAGUUUUUAAUGAACUUUAAUUAUUCUCCUAUACCUAUCUUUUCUUCCAAGCAUAGUAACAGUUGAUAAAAAUGAAAUAAUUGUAGAUCAAUUCAAACAGUCUUAAAUAUAAUUCCCAUAUAGUUUGUACGAAAAACAGCGUUCCCGACGGCCUAAAUAGAUGAAAAGUCAAAUGAUCACGGGAUUGGGUUUUAGAAAAUAUAGUAGCGACGAAAUUGUAUUGUAAAUUCCUUGUUAGUUCUAAAAUGAAGGACAAGGCCUAAAACUCGGCCUAAUAAUAUUUGUCUGGUAACUCUAGUAGUUAUCUGAAAUAAUUUGUUUGAAGUUGACUUGUUACCAGAAACUGAAAUGUGAAAUUUUAUACAAAUGAAAAACUUAAUAGGAAAUCAAUUUUUAACCUUAUUUUAUCAACCUAGGUUGCAAAAGAAAUAAAAGUGCCAACAUUUUAAAAAUUUCCCUAAAAGCUAUUUUGUACAUAGGCCAUUUUUAUGAGAGAUGGUUAAAUCAAAUAUUUUAACAAAAAUGCAUUUAAAUAUGAAAAACAGUCUUCCCCCAUUUUGUUACUUAAUUUUACGAAUAAGUACAGUCGAUACAAAAUACAUUUAGCUUUAAUAAAUCAUAAUGCUGAUAUCAGUCCAUACUCCAUCUACAUUAAAAUGCUUUUUAUAGUGCUGACUAAAGUCGAUAAAAUUAUAUACAUGAGGAAUUAAACAGUGUUGUCACAACUCCCUAUCGAUAUGAAGCUCUCAUUUCAUCUCUCUAACAACAUUUUAUCGAUAAACCAAUUUUAAAGAAUGAUAGGAGCGAACAUUGAUGUUAAACUUAGAAUAAAUAAAUGGAAUUUAAGUAAGUGUCCUACAGACUAACAUAAUUGGCAAUACAUAUAUGUUACAAGUAAAAAUUGUAUAACAUAUAUGUUGGGUAUUGUACGCGUGGUGGUAGAAUCGAAAGUAAUUCAUCGGAGAUAGGUUAAUACGCUAGGGAUAGUGGACAGAAGGGACCUUUGCUAAGUGUAUACGUCGUGUGUGUGUCUGUAUGUCACUAUUGUUGUACUGUUCUUGUCGAGCCGUCAUUCCAAGAGAGAAGCGACCCGGGGAUGGUCUACUGGCUUUUAAUGUGUAACUCAAACAUUUAACUUUUUAAACUGUGGUACUUAUUCUACAGAUUAAAGAUUGUUCAAUAGUCCUCGUGCUAAUCUUGAAACUUAAAUUGAAACUGAGCUAUGGUGUACAUAGAUACCAGGGCAUCGAGUUUCAGUAUCUUCUAUUAAUCAAUUCAGAUCAUGAGUUGAGCCUCAUGACUGUCCCCGGUAGCACAUAUAACACAAAGCUGUGAUUUUAUACAUUUAUUUUAAUUUUUAUACAUUUUACAAUAUUUUGCAAUACAAGCUUCCAUUUUCUGUGAUCUCUUUACGGCGUUACGUUACUCGCAGCUAGCUCAUGAAAUAUUAUUUGUAAUUAAUUAUAUAUCUAGGUGUAUAUGUUGUCUAUGUAACGUUAAUGUGCUAAUCUUGUAAUUAAUCUAUAUUUAAUACUUUUCUUAUGUAAGCUUGCGUAUUAGGUGACAGAAGCAUGUUACUGGUACAUGUAUCACAGGUGAAGGCUCGUACAAGUAUUACGUGAGCAUAUUGAGUGUGUGUCACUUAAUAUGCAAGUUUGCGUACUAUCUAUACAUUUCAAUCGUCAAUUCUGGCCUGUUACUGUAGGUGCUCGUUGUGUUACACGAGUGUUCCCGCGCGAGCGACGCCGGGUGACGCUCGCUGUAUUAGUAUUAUUAUUGUCGUGUCUUCUGUUUGUUUGUGUCUGUUAUUUUGAGUCGAAAAUACUUAUAAAAUAAAUUCUACUAUAACAGACAAUAAUGUAUGCAAAAUAUGUUGUUUCUGUUCUUUAUACAAUUUUAUAAUUUUACUUUACAAAUGUAUUUAAUUUAAUAUUUUUAAAAUAACGGACAAAAACUGAUGAUGUUGUAUAUUUCGUUCAAUAUAGUUGACUCAAUUGUAUGUUAUGUUAUAAAUGGUGAAUUUUGGACCAAACCCCAAAUUGUAAUCGUAUAGUGUAUAGUUGUAACAUAUUAAUAUAUCAUCCAAAUAUGUGUAGCAUCCGAAUGUGUCAGAGUGAACUGGGAACACGCCACAACAGCAAAUAUUUAUUUGCUUCCAACAUAUAAUAAAAUUAAGAAUAUAACAUGCCGCCAAUUUUGUGCCAAGUAUAAUAGUGAUUAUAAUUUUUAGAAGACAUUUUUGCAAGCCAAUCAGUCCUCAUAUUUUCUAUUUGUAUUUCAAAAAGUUAUAUGUGUCAAAUCCUAGUACUUAAACCUACUAUUUUGCAAAUAUACAAACGCUAUAUGCGGGGAGUUGCCCUCGGGACACGGAUGAAACCGCCGGUGGAACUUAGUGCUUUUUAAAUAAUUAAAAAUUAAUAGAUCUAGGUUUUUCAGAAGAAUUGUGCAUUAUAAAUCUAGCUGACACAUUCGGACGCAUCGGUGGCAAAUGUAUAUUUAGCAUCUAACAAGUGUCAAAAUGAACGAUUGUUGUCAAUGUGACAAAUGGCGAGAAUACACAGUGGCUUUUGCAUGGCUUAUGACUGCCUUUGUGUAAGUUCUAAAUCUAACUUAUCAAAGGGAAUGUGGGUUAAUUUAAGCCAUAUGCGCAUACUUGAACUCGGAAACUAGCUGGGAGCCGCCAUCAAGUUUGGAGAAAUCAUUAUCAAAGGUUCUUUACUCGCAGGAAUAAAUAAGUUUCAUAAAAUUUUAAUGCACGAUUUGCUUAGCGGCUUAAUAGGUCAUAUUCAUUAAGAAAGCGAGAGCUAUUUCUUACUAUAAAUGAGCAGAGCACCAUAAGAAGCCAUUGUGUACUUCUGCAAUAACACAGCAUUGGCACAUCAUGCUGUUACAAGCAUAAUACUGGGUGAGUGGUUGUUGAUACUGGGAGGGUCCGGGGGUGUACUCGUUACUAGUGUUCAAAAAUAAUAACGAUGUCAGCUGACAGGGCGAACUUCAUUGUAACAAAGAUUGGUCUAUGGGAAGUGAAAGUUUCAUUUUAAAAAGUGGACCCUCAGAUAUUGCGGAAAACUUGCAUUUACUGUAUUUUUUUUUAGAUUUUGAACUUGGCGAGUACAACCCACCGGGCCCAAGUGUUGAUGUUUUAGCUUAAGAGAUUAAUAUUGUGACAGAUCGAUUUACAAAUUGUGUUAUUAUUAAUUAUUUAAAUAAUAAAUGCCGUUUUGAAUAUAA